Messenger RNA from Betta splendens (Siamese fighting fish), 6193 nucleotides. It is a transcript of the gene lamc3, whose product is annotated as laminin, gamma 3. Lineage: Eukaryota; Metazoa; Chordata; Actinopteri; Anabantiformes; Osphronemidae. The coding region runs from base 180 to 4991 and encodes 1603 amino acids. The transcript is spliced from 28 exons. The record is from RefSeq and is a predicted model, not a curated record.
AACUUCAUUCCCCUCCACAGAGGGAGAACACAUGUUGGAGAUACAACACAAGCACAACAGGAAGGGGCAGAGAAACACGGGGCUGAGACUCCUGUUGCUGGAUUACUUCUCUCAAGUUGAAGCUUUUUGACUGAGGAAGUUUGUAUGUGAGGAGUGAAUGUGACUCGCCGCUUGCAGACAUGGACGCGUCCUUUGCUGUGAGCGCUCUCCUCCUGGUCUGCGUCCAGGUCUGGGCCGCCAUGGACUCGUGCUACGACGAGGAGGUGGCCCCCAGCCGCUGCAUGCCCAGGUUCGAGAACGUGGCCUUCAACCGCACCGUGGAGGUGUCAAACGAGUGCGGCUCCCCACCCGAGGACUACUGCAUGCAGACGGGCUCCACGCGCUCGUGCCACCACUGCGACGCGUCGGACCCCGACUGGAACCACAACGCCGGCCUCCUGACAGACUUCCACAGGAACGAGGAGCCCACGUGGUGGCAGAGCCAGUCCAUGUACUACGGCAUCCAGAACCCCAACUCUGUCAACAUCACCCUGCACUUGGGCAAGGCCUUUGAGAUAACCUACGUACGGCUGAAGUUCUACACCAGCCGCCCGGAGAGCUUCGUCAUCUACAAGCGCACGGAGGAGGCCGGGCCCUGGGUGCCCUACCAGUACUACAGCGCCUCCUGCAAGGAGACCUACGGGAAGGACGCCAAGGGCUUCCUGCGCCCCGGCGACGACGAGAGGACGGCUCUUUGCACGGACGAGUUCAGCGACAUCUCCCCCCUCACCGGUGGCAACGUGGCGUUCUCCACCCUGGAGGGACGGCCCAGCGCCUACAACUUUGACCAGAGUCUGGUGCUGCAGGAAUGGGUGACAGCCACUGACCUGCUCAUCUCUUUGGACAGGCUUAACACCUUUGGAGACGAGUUCUUCAAGGACCCUAAAGUGCUGCGCUCCUACUUCUAUGCCAUCUCUGAUUUCUCUGUGGGUGGCAGAUGUAAGUGUAACGGUCACGCUAGUGAGUGUGUGGAAGGGGAACACGGUGGCCUGGUCUGUUCCUGCCAACAUCACACAGUGGGAGCUGACUGCCAGAGAUGUCACCCCUUUUACCAGGACAGACCCUGGGCCAGGGCCACUGGGGACUCCGCCAACGAGUGUCUGAGAUGCAACUGCAGCGGGAGGUCGGAGGAGUGCGUGCUGGACAUGGAGCAGUACCGCAGCACCGGCAGUGGGGGGCGCUGUGUGAGCUGCAGAGACAACACCGAUGGGCCCCACUGCGAGCGCUGCAGAGAGAAUCACUACAGGGCGUCUCCAGCUGGGCCCUGCCUGCCCUGCAACUGUAAUGUCUAUGGCGCGGCGGGUCUGCAGUGCGACGCGGAUGGAAGGUGUGCGUGUCGAGCCGGCGUGACGGGGGAGAAGUGUGACGCGUGUCGACCGGGCUUUCACUCUCUGGGUCCCGGUGGCUGCAAGCCGUGCGAGUGCGACCCCAGUGGAAUCGUGGACGAGUGCCGGCCUCAGGACGGGCGGUGCCGCUGCAAGGCCAGCGUGGAGGGCCAGAGCUGCGACAGAUGCAAGCCGGGUUUUUUCAACCUUCAACCAGUGAACCCAGCGGGCUGCCAGCCCUGUUUCUGCUUCGGCCACUCACUGGCCUGCUCCUCGUCCACUCACUAUGCAGCUGUCAACAUCACAUCUGACUUCAUCGAAGGUCAGGAUGGCUGGCUGGGAGAGUUCUCUGGGGGACAGCUGGACCACCUGCAGUGGAAGGAGGGGGAGGUCUACCUGCUGCCUAUAAGCGACAAUGACACUGGCUUCUACAAAGCACCUGAGAAAUUCCUGGGUCACCAAGUCUCCAGCUACGGGCAGCCUCUGGUCAUCACCUUCACCUCUGAGACCCCGGAGCUGCUCCCCAAACGCAUCACCCUGCUCCUCCAAGGCUCUGGCUUCACCAUAUCCGCUGACCUUUCACCCCAACCUGGGCUCGGCUACGACCCCGGGCUCCCGCCGCGGAGCUCCUUCGUCGUCAGGCUUCAUGAACAUGAAAGGAGGUUCAGCCCCUCGCUGUCUGCCUUCGACUUCCUCCGGCUCCUUCACAACCUGACCUCUGUCAGGAUAAGCAACGCUGGAGGACACAACUACACAUCACAGCUGGCGGGGGCGGCCCUGGCCUCCGCCGUCCCCUCCUCCGGUCCGGCCCGACCACCCGCUCCCUGGGUGGAGUCUUGCUCCUGUCCGCCGGCUUUCGCGGGCCAGUUCUGCGAGCGCUGCGCUCCGGGCUUCACCCGGGAGGUCCCCGGCAGCGGGCCGCUGACGGCGUGCGUGCCGUGCAACUGCCACCAGCACGGGAGCUGUGACCCGGAGACAGGUGUGUGCGAGUGCUCACACUUUACCGCCGGGGUGACCUGCGAGCGCUGCCUGGACGGUUACUAUGGCAACGCCGUGAUUGGCACACCUGCUGACUGUCAGCCGUGCCCUUGCCCCGACAGCAGCAGCUGUGCCCAGAUUGUACAGACAGGACAGGUGGUCUGUACCAACUGCCCCCCAGCACAGACAGGGACGCGCUGUCAGAUGUGUGAAGACGGUUACUAUGGCGAUCCCCUGGGGCAAUCUGGAGAAGCUCGACCGUGUCAGAGGUGCGACUGCAACGGCAACGUGGACUUCAACGCCGUCGGAAUAUGCGACCACGUCAGCGGGCGAUGCCUGAAGUGCCUCGGGCACACGGAGGGGGAGCGCUGCCAGCGCUGCCAGCGGGGUUUCUACGGAAACGCCUUAAACCACACAGCUGGCCCGAAGUGCGAGCCCUGCAGCUGCAGUCCGGCCGGAACCUCCGGGCCUGUGAACGAGUGCCACCCUCACACAGGCGCCUGCCAGUGCCUCGGCCACGUGGGCGGCCGGGACUGCAGCCGCUGCGCCGUCGGCUUCUUUAACCUCCAACCGGGCGCGGGAUGCGAAAGGUGCAAGUGUAAUCCCGUGGGCUCCUCGUCCCCCGCGUGUCACCCGGUCACGGGGCAGUGUGUGUGUCAGGCGGGAGUGCAGGGGACGCUGUGCGACUCCUGCCGCGCCGGCUUCUUUGGAUUCUCGUCACGAGGUUGCAGAGCCUGCAACUGUGACCCCAUGGGCUCCGUCUCCAUGCAGUGCCACGGCAACGGCACCUGCCGCUGUCGCCAGGGCUUUGUGGGCUACAAGUGUGACAAAUGUGAGUUAAACUAUUUCCACAACAGAGCCACACAUCAGUGCGAGGAGUGUCCCGUGUGCUACGGCCUUGUCAAGAAGCAGGCGGAAAAGCUGAAGAGCCGCCUGCAGGAUUUGGAGGAGCUGCUGGCUCACUUUGAUUGCCGAGGUAGAUCUGGGAAGCAGCAGCACCUGCUGAAAUAUCACAUGGCCCGACUUUAUGAGCAUGAGCACCAGGGGGAGGACACUCUGCCCAAUGCUCUGGAGGAUUUCCUGGCCGUCCAAGAAGCACGGGACGCCUUCCUGAAACAAUUCUCCAUGCUGGAAGCCUCGGCGGGCACGCUCCUAGCCCAGCUGCACGGCAUCACCGCUUCCUUGAACUGCAGCAUCAGCGUGACCGAGGAGGAGGAGGAGGAGGAGGAGGAUGAAGGCAGCAGCGAGUGUCGGACCUUCACCGGCGCUGUGCUCGCGAUCACAGCAUCUCAGGGACGGCUGAAGCAGGCGACACUGGCCCUGGACAACAUGGUCAUUCCUUUUGAGGUGAUGUCGGGGCCUAAUAAGUGGAACGUUCUGGUCAAUGACUCACACUUCUUGAUGAAAAGUCACGGAGAAAUGGCGGAGGACAUCGAGGCCGUGGCCAGCAGUGCGGCGCGAGCCUCUAAACAGGCCUUCAGCCUCCUGAUGGAUCUACUGCAGGACAACUCCACGGAGGAGUAUAUCAGCAGGCUAACGGAGCAAAUAAGCCAAAUGCAGCGGCAGAAGGAGAACCUGACGGCGCAGGUGAACCGAACCGACGCCGAGCAGCUGGUUCUGGAGCAGGAAGCGGCCGCGUUGGACCGGGCCCUGGGCAACGUCACCGCGUCGCUGCAUCGGCUGGAGCCGACAGACGCCGCGGAGGUCGGCGACGACCUGCUGAAGCGCACACGGGAGCUGGAGCAGCGGGUGGAGAGCGGGGGCGAGCUCAUCGGGAACAUCAGCGGCGGGGCGCGGCGCGUGAGGGAGGCGGUGAGGGGGAAGAUGGAGGCGGUGGACGGCGUCAGCGAGCUACAAGCGCACGUCCAGGCAGCAGAGGCCGCGGCGCUGUCGUCCGUGGUGACGGGGAAAGCGGCGGAGUCGGAGGCCAUCGCUCUGCACAGGGAGCUCCAGAACAUGGCGAGGGAGUGGCCCGUCCAGCUGACCCAGACCACGGCUGCAAUGAAGAAGGUCAAACCUCUGGAGGAGAAGGUUCUGGCUGAUGUCAGGAAGAAGGUGGCGGAGGUUGAGACGAUGCUGAAACCGGCCUUGGAAAACUCCACCCUGUCCAACACUACGCAGGAGGCGGAGCAGACGGCCCAGACUGUGGCCAAGGAAUCCAAGGAUGUUCUGACCCAGGCCAAACACACCAAGACUCUAUCGGCUCACGUCAGCUCCCAUAUAGAUUCUGCUCUGCAGCUGCUGUCUGACGCGCCAGCGCACAGGGCGAACGAGACCGCCGCAGAGCCCGAGUUGUCGAUGGCCGACCUGAAAGAAGACAUGGAGGCGGCCAAGCUCCAGAUAGAAGCCUAUACUGUCACACUAACCGAGCUAAUCAGCAAGAUUGACGGGAACGUGCCGCUGGAGCGCUUCGACCGGAUCCUGAGCGAGACGGCGCGGCGUCUUCAGAUGCUCCGCGGGAGCGUGGAGAGCCCGACGCUGGGCCAGAAGAUCCAGAAGCUGCGCUCGGCCGCCGAGGACCAGCAGAGCCGGCUGUCCCUCAUCGAGCGGGACUUGGAGGAGAUCACGGAGGAGAGAGACAGUCUCAGGGACAUUGCCCUGAACUUGCCUCAGUCCUGUCCCCAGGAGACCGGGGCAGGGAUGGGAUAGAGCCAUUCACAAGAACAUCAGAGUGUGGAGGAUUUGGUCUGUGGUCAGUUAUUAGUCAACUUCAAAACUGUUUCAUUCCACUCUUUUUGACUGUUUCUCAGCCGAACCCACAUUUCCACCAAGCAGCUGUCAUCUGAUUUACACUUACUCCUUCACCUUCUUGUCUGUUUCUCCCUCUCCCUCUCUUUACACCAACAGCAUCCAAACUUUAAUUUCACUAUGAAUAAUAACCAGACGUUCUGAACUGCUGGAGUGCACUGUCAAGUUUAAAAUAAUGCUGAUUUCCCUUUGUGGGGGUAUAAGGUGUGUCUGAGUGCUGCUCCAGACUGACACAUUCAUUUACACUUGAGUUAUUUCUCAUCACUCUAGCUUAAUUAACAAUUAGUCCUCUUGGCCUCAGUGGGAUUCAGGUCAGGCUUCAACAGCACACAACCUAGCGAUCAGGAUUCUUACAUUGCCUACCUCUGUUUGUGCUCUCUCCAUUUGUUCCUUCUGCGUCAUCAAAUUCAGAAAAAUCCAUUUUUAGGGUCACGCUUGGUCAUGUUGACUGCUUCCAGGAACAAAAUAUAUUACACUCCUCUCAUUAAUACUGAUCAGGCCACUGGCUGCUAGUUACACAUCUACAUCUAGUUAGAGUGGUUCCAACUACCGUCCCGCCACCAUUACUCACUGAAGUAUACUUGAAGGCUCGUUUUGCAUACAGAGCUGCAUUUUAAUGGAUGCUGCUGUUUGGCAACGUAAAUCACCGUGACGUGGAGGAUGUACUCACAGCUGGAGAAGGAUCAUGAUGCAACAGGAGAAGCUCAGAAAGGAAAAUCAAUAAAAAAAUAAGUAUUCAACCCUUAGAAAACUUGCUUGUUUGAGAAUUAAUCUUUUAGACUUUGGAGGUUUGCAUUAAUAAAAGUGCUUUUACGCCAGAUUUAUUAAAUAUGAGUAUAUAAAUAAAUCACCCAUGGUUCAAAUUCAUAUUUGCUGGUGGUGCAGUGCUUAGUGCUGUUAAAGUACAACUGGAAGGAUAUAUUAUAUGAAUGUUUCCUAAAUUGUCAAUAUUUUCCUUUAACUCCAGGAGCUCCUAAAUUUUUACUGUACACUUCCUUAUUCUGUGCUCUUCUGUUUGGCAGAAACACAAAUAAUACACAGCAUGAUGCACUGGAUGCUGGUUCACAUACUGUAGAGCCCCACAAAUUAAAUAUUUUAUGACA